This is a messenger RNA of Monodelphis domestica (gray short-tailed opossum), 1251 nucleotides long. The record is from RefSeq and is a predicted model, not a curated record. Lineage: Eukaryota; Metazoa; Chordata; Mammalia; Didelphimorphia; Didelphidae.
AUGGGAAUGUGGAUGACUAGAGCUCAGAUUUUUGGUUCGGUCCCUGGAGAUGCCAGCGGGAGUAGAUCCAGUCGGCAGAGCAGUGGCUCUCCCCUCCCCUUUCCCCUACCCCCGCCCCCGCGUAGGGAAAGAUCGCUUCCGGGUAGCCAGCGGCGUGCUAUCCCCGAGUCCCCGGCUCUUCUAGCUGUUCGGCCUCAGAAUGUGGCCCCGGAUAGCGGUGCGGGGGGCACGGGGUCGUGGGUCAUAAGGGAGGGCGGGAGCAUUGGGCCUCGGCGGCCGCUGAAGUUGUGCUCCUGGACUGGCGUAGCCCUUAGGAGCCUGCAUGGGACCCCGACGUGGGCGCGGCCCCUCAUCCCCAUCGUGGUGGAGCAAACGGGCAGGGGAGAAAGGGCCUAUGACAUCUACUCUCGCCUGCUCCGAGAACGGAUCAUCUGUGUUAUGGGACCUAUCGAUGACAGUUUAGCCAGUUUAGUCAUUGCCCAGCUGCUUUUCCUUCAGUCCGAAAGUAACAAGAAACCCAUCCACAUGUACAUCAAUAGCCCUGGGGGCAUUGUGACUUCGGGCUUGGCUAUCUAUGACACCAUGCAAUACAUCCUGAAUCCCGUCAGCACUUGGUGCGUGGGCCAGGCAGCUAGUAUGGGCUCCCUGCUGCUGGCAGCUGGCUGCCCUGGCAUGCGCCACUCACUGCCCAAUUCCCGAAUCAUGAUCCACCAGCCAUCUGGAGGGGCCCGGGGACAAGCUACAGAUAUUGCCAUUCAGGCUGAGGAGAUCAUGAAGCUGAAGAAGCAGCUCUAUGGUAUCUAUGCUAAACACACAAAGCAGCCCCUGGAUGUGAUUGAGGCUGCCAUGGAAAGGGACCGAUACAUGAGUCCUAUGGAAGCCCAGGAGUUUGGCAUCUUGGACAAAGUGCUGGUACACCCCCCGCAUGAUGGAGAAGAUGAGCCAGAGCUGGUACAAAAGGACCCCGUGGCAGACCCUGCUCCUGCAGGGCCCUGAAGAUGGAUGAGCCCAUUCUUCCUUGUGGAUUGUGAGGAGCAUAUCCCCCCAAAAUGAAUGAUACCCUUUGUCUACACUGGCUUUCUCCAUCCCCUGACCUUUGCACUGUGCUACUCUGUCCCAGGACUUUUGGUUGUAGCUUUAGAUUUCAGGGGCCCAUCUGGCGGUGACACAAAGGGAAGAGUACACUGAGUUAGGCUACUGUCCCUGAGCUGAGAGUGUCGAUUUUAAAUUAAAAUUUUGGUCACCUUUUGA